This is a messenger RNA of Aureobasidium melanogenum CBS 110374, 936 nucleotides long. RefSeq lists its product as uncharacterized. The record is from RefSeq and is a predicted model, not a curated record. Lineage: Eukaryota; Fungi; Ascomycota; Dothideomycetes; Dothideales; Saccotheciaceae. The transcript has 5 exons. The coding region runs from base 1 to 936 and encodes 311 amino acids.
AUGGAUUUGCCCAACAUCUAUAUCGCCGGCUCCGGAUUGGUCGUCAGGCAGGUGUAUCACUGCAGCAGGCCAACCGGUGAGGAUAAUGUUCCGUCAGGCAAGGCUAUGUCGACAGGCCUAGUCUUGCUUGAAGUGGUCUACUCCCUGCUUCGCAUCCCAUACUUUCUCAGCAGGGAAACCCUCCAAGAAUCUCUGGUCUCUGCUGAGAUGGAUACGUAUAGGAAACUCAUAACUGCGCUCGUGCCAGAGAAACCUAGAGGACUCCUAGCCUUUGCUGAAGACGGAUACGUAUGGGAGGGUUCAGGGCUCAUAGUAUGGAGAAACCCCCCAUCCAAGUUGGAGGAGGAGCUCAAGACGAGUAAGAAAAUGUACUGCGUUAGUAUUGGACCAAACGGCGGAUUUUUCUACUCCUGGAAAGACCAUAAAGGAAAGACCAAGAGACGCUUCCAAUCGCCCACAGGUUCCGAUUGUUCAUCGCUGGAGGAACUUCUCGAACAUAAUAAGGAGACAUUCAAUGACCAAGCUUUUCACGUCUCUCUUGGACCACAGGGCUCAUACUACAUUAACAACUUUCCGAUAGGACAAGGCUACGAAGGAGUGCAUCAAAAGCUCGGAAUCGAGAUAAAGCGCAGGUACCCCGAACGAGAGACCUAUGUUCAAGACCCUGUCCACGUUACACUUGGGGUAGGAAAAACCUAUGCACUCAUAGGCAAGGAAGGAGAUAUAUUCUGGGAUUUUGCUUCCCACUAUCCUGAUCUCGACGCAAAGUUGCUAAGAAGUAAGGUUGGAGUUGAGAAUAUUGUGCUUUCACCUUUCGAUGGCAGGUAUUGGUUUGUUCUAUUCAAGGACCGAACGGUUUCGAUGAACGUGCCUGAGGAUUGGGACAUUAUGAGCAGUGUUACAGGUGAUAAGCGGAAUUCAUUCAAAUUUGAUUGA